Messenger RNA from Cetraspora pellucida, 2589 nucleotides. The record is from the annotation of a GenBank genome assembly. Lineage: Eukaryota; Fungi; Glomeromycota; Glomeromycetes; Diversisporales; Gigasporaceae.
AUGAAUACUCUAUUGUAUAGUUGGGCCUUCUUAUUUAUUACUAUUUUCCUCUUGACCAUUUUACCAACGGGACUUACGCAGAAUGUUAUAAAAUUUUCGGAAUUUAUCUAUACUGAAAGACCUAUCCAAUCUAAUCUUACAGGAAGACAACCUUUCAUCAUAGACAUUGGCCAUUAUCGAGACGGUCAAAAUACAGCUAUCAUUCGCACCGCCCGGGAAAGUUUUGACGUUGGUAUUAAUAGAUGUUUUGAGCGAAGAUUAUUACUUCGCAUUAUUCAUGAAAACAGAAGUGUUAUUCCGAUAAAUUUUGAUAAUAUUGAAGAAAUACAAGAUAUCAAUUAUUGCUAUGUUAAUGCUGUUAAAAAUCCUAUAGGAAUAUACCCAUUAUUUGAUCAAUAUAUUCUAGUAACUUAUACUCAUGCAACUAAUACUGCUGAUAAUACAACCUUUGUGGAUAGAGGUGUGGUCUUGGAUUGGAGCGGAAAAAACAUAAGUACACUCGAGUUUGGGCCAUCAUUUUUAAAUCCGGGCACCACUAAUUGGAUUCCAAGUUCAUUUAUAUCAAUUAACAUCAAUCCUAAAAGAGGAUUUUUACGUUUAUCUGGGGUUAGUGGAACAAACGAUUUCGAAUGGAGACAAUAUGCAUAUAAUGGUGAUGGAAGCUUCAGUUUAUUACAAAGUGAUAAGAAUUAUAAUAUAGGUUCUAACACUUUUCAAGCUACCGUAUUUGCUACUUUAAGCGGUGGUUAUGCAAUUGUGUAUGCUAACACGACCAUCACAAGUACACUCUCUAACUCAUUAUCCGCUCAAUUCACCGCGAAUGCUGGAAUAUAUGCCAUAAUAUUAAAUUAUAAUCAAUCAUAUACAAGUGAUCCAAUUAUUUUACAUGAAAUGCCUACCCCUAAUCUUUUGGUAGCAUUCACUAGCUUAUAUUGCUCUGUCGACUAUGCCAACAUUGGUCAUAUAUGUAUUUUAUCUGGAUUAUCAGCUAAUAAUACUAGAAUAAUUACACCCACAACUACUACAAGUACCACACCAACUACCUCCAUUACUCCAUUUUAUAUAAAAGUACGAUAUGCUGUAAUCUUACGAACUCCUAUUGUUGGACAAAUUAUAAAUUUCACAUUUAAUCUUUACGAUGAAGAUAAUAGACAAUUCAAGUAUGCGCCUCUCACUUCAAAUUUAGUUGAUAAUGGUUAUGGUAAUUUAAAUGUGGAUACAACAUACCCUCAAAAAGGCAUUAGUAAUCUAGCAUUGAAUACCGAAGAAAUUAGUAUUACGUUUCAUGACCGCGUUUCAUUUUCAUAUUCUGAUGCCAAUUUAACCAUCUAUCAAAGAAUCAAUCAAACUGAUAUUAUUCGACAAUUAAUUAAUGCAAAAACUUGUAGUAAAUGUGCUGCCUCUGACAAAGUCAUCACUCUUGAUGUAUUUAGGUGUACUUUUAAUGAUCCAGGUGGUCAAUAUUAUAUACAAAUGGAUAAUAAUUUCAUAAAAAGUAGUGAAUACGGAGAACCCAUGCUUGGAAUUGGUUCAAAUAUGUGGACUUUUCAAACAGGUAAUGUCUUGGGGAAACUACGAUUAACAACAAAUGGAACCUUAUAUUUUCAGAAAUUGAAUGAGUCGGAAAAACAAGAUUUUUUCACUAAUAUAAUAAAUGAACUCGUAAUUAUUAUCCCAACAGAAGAUAGAAGAUUGGAAUCAAAUAAACAUAAUCAAAUUGAUACAUCUUCUGACGAAUUAAAAAUUCUUAUCUCGCUUUCUAUCAUUGCAGCACAAAGCGGUGACAAAAAAAAUACCACCUCAAUUAAAGACGAUUUAGACCUACUAAUACGAAAUAAACAAUAUACAAAUAUAUCAACAGGGGCUUUCACAAACUAUUUAGACGAAACUUAUGGGUUUCAAAAAACUGCUAUAGUUGUAUUUUUAUUAGUAUUCGCAGUAGCCACAUUAAGAUCACCAGAGAGUGAAAAUUUCGCAAUUCUCCAAUUUGGAAUUGCUAUAUUUCGUAUUAUCACUGUUACAGCGUUUACUUUUACCGAUGCUAAAGGUAUCCAGGCUCUUUACAUACCAAGCGUAGUAUUUUUAGCAGUCCCCUUAGGAUUCAACUUAAUUCUAGCAUUUUCAAUAUUAUUUAUGCAACGAGAUGACAAAUUUGUCGAAUGGUUUGCAAGAUAUGGAAGAUCCGCUACUUUAUUUGCUUUAUUAGCUGGCUCAAGUAUUGAUAUAUUAUUGGUUUUAAAAUCAUAUUUAAUGAAAUUUGAAAUUUUCAAUGCUCCAUUCUCUGAUAAAUCAUUGAAAAUGAUUUUUUGGGGAUCUUGCGCUGACGUACUUUUGGCAGAUAUUCCACAAUUUAUUAUUCAGAUAUUCUAUCUUCUUUAUAGUGUCGAAAUCGAAUUUCUUUUAAUUUUCUCUUUAAUAGCAUCAGGUCUUUCGGUGCUUUCCAACUUGCUUAGUAAAUUAUUCUUUAUUAAAUUUAAAGCGUAUUCCCCUUAUUUAAGUACUUUAUAUAUACAUCAUGCUGUCGAAUCUAAUGAUUCAGAUGAUUUUAAUGAUGAUAAAAAAAUUGUUGAAGUGAAUAAAGACAUAUAA